AUGCCCCCGUCCGCACUGCAACCAUCCAAAACUUUGAUAUUCAACCAAAGCCACCGCAAUCGCCCUCCAUACAAGAUGUCCACCGAAGGCCGCGAGUGGCGCGAGUGGCUCCUCUCGCGAAAUCAAGAAAUGAUGGACCCCAACAGCCUCGAGAACCAGAUUGCGGCUGAGCGCAUGCAGAGCUGGGAGCAGGCCCACGGCAUGUCGCGUCGACUUGAUGCGCAGGGAAUUGAAGAAGAGGGAACUGAAGAAGCUGAGACCGGGACUGGGCGUGUCGGUGUUGCAGGCAAUGAGGAUUUGGAUGAAGAGGAUCAAGGCGCCAGUGGGGAUUUCAGUGAUACCUUGUAG
Aspergillus mulundensis is the source of this 348-nucleotide messenger RNA. RefSeq lists its product as uncharacterized. The transcript has a single exon. Bases 1 to 348 code for a protein of 115 amino acids. NCBI's taxonomy places the organism in Eukaryota, Fungi, Ascomycota, Eurotiomycetes, Eurotiales, Aspergillaceae. The record is from RefSeq and is a predicted model, not a curated record.